AUGGACAGGAUGAAUACCAACUCCACAAAUAACAACGGGUUGCUGUCGAGAUCCGAAUCCAGGUCAGCCGCUACGACGUCGUCGCCUUCGCAAUUCGAUUUGCAGUGGGGCAGCCGGAAAGGGUUGCGCUGCAUGAAGGUCCACGGUAAGGACCACAGUACCAGCAACGACCCGAGCGGUUCGAGAACGGUUCGGCGCGCGACGGCUCGCGUAGACCGGCGGGCAGUUAGAUCCGAUACGUAUAAUAACGCGGGCAAGGACCCUAUGACAAAUAGGAGCAGCGGUGGCCAUCUGAACCUCCGUCAACGUCCAGCUUCUCCCUCUCGACGAAUUUUGAGGAAUUCAGAGGUUUCAAUUGCUAUGAAGGGACACAGCAAUGGAGUGAGGGACUUGUCCUCAUCCAUAAAUACCAACACCAAUAAUAAUAAUAAUAAUAAUAAUAACAACAAUAGCAACAUCAAGAACAAUAAUUUCUACAAUCACCACCAAAAUAAUGGCAACCACCACCACGCCGCCGCCGGAGGUGGGUCGUCGGAGACGGCUGCCGCCGCCAUCUGGCCACAGUUUGCUAUUGCCCUGACGAAUAAGGAGAAGGAAGAGGAUUUUCUGGCGAUCAAAGGGUCAAAGCUGCCUCAAAGACCUAAGAAGAGGGCCAAAUUUAUUCAGCGCACCCUCAAUUUGGUGAGUCCAGGUGCAUGGCUAUGCGAUUUAACACUUGAACGAUACGAGGUUCGAGAGAAGAAAGUUUCCAAGAAGAUCUUGACGGCGGACCCGAAAACGAAGGCAGCCGCGGCGGCGGCGAAGGCGACGGCGAGUGAAGGCGAGGCAACGGAGGACGGCGACGCAGGAGCAGGAGCCGGCGCGUCCUGCGCCAGUGAGCUCCCCACUAGGGCGAGGAUCGUGGCUACCGCCGUUAGGACUCCGGCUUUAGACACCGCCAUUGCACUUUUUAUCGCUGGAGUUUGUGUUUUGUGCGUGAGACAGUGCGUUUAUCAGAGGAUAAUAGCAGAGCAGUUGUGA
Striga hermonthica is the source of this 1020-nucleotide messenger RNA. The record is from the annotation of a GenBank genome assembly. NCBI's taxonomy places the organism in Eukaryota, Viridiplantae, Streptophyta, Magnoliopsida, Lamiales, Orobanchaceae.